This is a messenger RNA of Haliaeetus leucocephalus (bald eagle), 1979 nucleotides long. It is a transcript of the gene GPT2, whose product is annotated as glutamic pyruvate transaminase (alanine aminotransferase) 2. NCBI's taxonomy places the organism in Eukaryota, Metazoa, Chordata, Aves, Accipitriformes, Accipitridae. Gene Ontology annotation, biological process: biosynthetic process. Bases 16 to 1287 code for a protein of 423 amino acids. The transcript is spliced from 10 exons. Gene Ontology annotation, molecular function: L-alanine:2-oxoglutarate transaminase activity; pyridoxal phosphate binding. The record is from RefSeq and is a predicted model, not a curated record.
GGAGAUGCACAUGCCAUGGGACAGAGGCCAAUCACCUUUCUCCGUCAGGUAAUGGCACUGUGUACAUACCCAAACCUAUUGGACAGCCCAAGUUUUCCAGAAGAUGCCAAAAAGCGAGCCAGACGGAUUUUGCAGGGUUGUGGAGGAAACAGCUUAGGAUCUUACAGUGCCAGUCAAGGUAUAAAUUGCAUCCGUGAAGAUGUUGCUUCAUAUAUUGAAAGAAGAGAUGGAGGGGUUCCUGCAGAUCCAGAUAACAUAUAUCUUACCACUGGGGCAAGUGAUGGUAUUGCUACAAUUUUAAAGAUCCUGAUCUCAGGAGGUGGAAAAUCCCGAACAGGAGUGAUGAUCCCUAUACCACAAUAUCCUUUAUAUUCAGCAGCCAUAUCUGAACUAGAUGCUAUCCAGGUGAACUACUAUUUGGAUGAAGAAAAUUGCUGGGCUCUAAAUGUGAAUGAACUUCGCCGUUCCUUGAAUGAAGCUAAGGCAUAUUGCAAUCCAAAGGUCCUCUGCAUCAUCAACCCUGGAAAUCCCACAGGACAGGUGCAAAACAGAAAGUGCAUUGAAGAUGUGAUACACUUUGCUUGGGAAGAGAAACUUUUUCUUCUGGCUGAUGAGGUUUACCAGGACAACGUGUACUCUGAAGGAUGCCAGUUUCAUUCUUUCAAAAAGAUUCUGUAUGAGAUGGGACCUGAGUACUAUAACACUGUUGAGCUGGCCUCUUUUCACUCCACCUCUAAGGGAUACAUGGGCGAAUGUGGCUACAGAGGAGGUUACAUGGAGGUCAUUAACUUGCACCCAGAAAUUAAAGGACAGCUUGUUAAGCUGCUUUCUGUUCGCCUUUGUCCUCCAGUCUCGGGACAAGCAGCAAUGGAUAUUGUAGUGAAUCCUCCAAUACCUGGAGAAGAAUCUUAUUCACAGUUCAUAAAGGAGAAGGAGUGUGUUUUGAACAAUCUUGCCAAAAAAGCCAAACUAACAGAAGAUAUGUUUAACAAGGUACCAGGAAUCCACUGCAAUCCACUUCAAGGAGCUAUGUAUGCUUUCCCACGAAUCUUUAUUCCUUCCAAAGCCAUUGAGGAAGCAAAGGCUCAUAAAAUGGCACCUGAUAUGUUUUAUUGCAUGAAACUUCUGGAAGAGACUGGAAUAUGUGUUGUACCUGGAAGUGGAUUCGGCCAAAGAGAGGGAAGCUACCAUUUCAGAAUGACAAUUCUUCCUCCAGCAGAGAAGCUGAAGAUCCUACUGGAGAAAGUGAAAGACUUCCACAUAAAGUUUCUUGAAAAAUAUGCAUGAAACUACUGUGGCUUUUUCCCCUCAUCCCUUCCCCUUCGAGGCGAAUGGAGAAAAUGAACAAAGAUGUGCUGAGAAUGUGCUGUUCAUCUAAUUUAACUAAAUUCAAAAUAGAUAAAAACAAUCUCGGAUACUGCUGCAACUUAUUGGACUAUUAAAUUUAAGAAGACAUUGUUAUACCAAUUUUUUUUUUAAGGGGAAGGGGAGAAUGUGAAGAAAGCGGUGAGAAGGAAGAGUCAGUAAAUGAUUUUGUGCCUUGAUUGGAAGUUACAUUUGUGAACUUUUGACUCCAUAGGUUGGGGAAGGGCGUUGCUCAUUAAAAUUACUACUGUUAUGUGGGUUUUUUUACAAAAGAGAAAUGCCAAGAGCAAUUGUUUAGCUAGGAACAUGUUUCCCAUCUUAAAAUUCUACUAAACAAAAAUUCAAAAGGCUGCAUUAUAGGUAUUGUGUGGUUUAAUUUUUUUUGUUGUUGUUAAGUAUGAAGUGUUCUCCAAAUCUGAUUAAGCAUGUAGGUACAGCGAGCUUAUUUAAAAAAAAUAUAUCUUUGGCAGAUGUGUGCAGAUACCUGUGAACAUCUGUUAAAAAGAAAUCCUGCCAUCACACCAUAAUCUGAGUAGAAUAUACAGUUUUGAUCAGAGGAGUGAACAUGGUGUCUACUUGAACCCUGCUUUUAUGAAACUGAAACAUAAUGAGGA